CUAUCUCUCUCUCUCCCCUCCAAAAAAACGUUGAGGGAAAAGAAAGAGAAAAGAACAGAAGGAUCAUACAAUUCAAUUCAAAGUCACUCUCUCUCGCUCGCCACCGGCAGACUGACGGAGCCUCUGCGAUUCGUCGCCGUCGAUGGAUUUUCAAGUGGUAGUGUUAGCCGGUGGCUUCUCGAAGAAGCUCGUCCCUCUCGUCUCUAAGGAGGUGCCUAAGGCGCUGCUCCCGGUGGCCAACCGCCCGGUCCUGUCCUACGUCUUGGAGCUCCUGGAGCAAAGUAACCUCAAGGAUCUCAUCGUCGUUGUCGAGGGAGAACAUGCGGCUCUCCUUGUUGGAGGCUGGAUAUCGGGUGCUUAUGUGGACCGUCUGCAUGUUGAGGUUGCUGCCGUACCUGAGGACAUCGGGACAGCUGGAGCCCUUCGAGCCAUUGCACAUCAUCUGACUGCAAAAGACAUCUUGGUUGUGAGUGGUGAUCUUGUUUCUGAUGUGCCUCCUGGAGCUGUGGCAGCUGCACAUAGACGGCACAAUGCUGUGGUAACUGCAAUGCUUUGCUCCGCUCCUGUAAGCGGUCCUGCAGAGUCAGGAUCCUCUGGUGGAAAGGACAAAACCAAGAAAGCAGGACGCUACAACCUCAUAGGGUUGGACCGUUCAAAGCAGUUCCUAUUAUACAUUGCCACAGGUGCUGAACUUGAGAACGAUCUCCGUAUUCAGAAGAGUAUACUUCGUGCAGUAGGCGAGAUGGAAAUCCGUGCUGAUCUCAUUGAUGCUCAUUUAUAUGCCUUCAAAAGGACCGUGCUGCAAGAGAUUCUACAUCAGAAGGAUACAUUUCAAAGUUUAAAGGAGGAUUUAUUGCCUUAUCUAGUGCGGAGCCAGCUGAAAUCCGAAAUAUUACUAAAUGGUGCACCACAACCCGAAGAGAACGGAAAUGAAAAGGUUGCUUCCCAGAACAACCAAGUAUUGCUGUCACAAAUUCUGUCUAAUUCAUCGAGGCCAAAUUUCCAUGAACGCCAUGAGUUAGAUUCAUAUGGUUCUGCCCCUGCUCGAAGAACGCAUAAAUGUUGUGUAUACAUUGCCAGCAAAAGCAAGUAUUGCGCCCGCUUGAACUCCAUCCAAGCAUUUAGCGAUAUCAAUCGUGAUGUCAUUGGAGAGGUAAAUCAUCUGUCAGGCUAUUCUUUCUCUGCUCAUAACAACAUUAUCCAUCCUUCAGCGGAGCUGGGAUCUAAAACUACUGUGGGACCACAUUGUAUGCUUGGGGAAGGAUCUCAAAUGGGGGAUAAAUGUAGCGUAAAGCGAUCUGUUAUAGGCCGCCACUGCCGGAUAGGUUCCAAUGUCAAGAUUGUUAAUUCAAUCAUUAUGAACCAUGUUACGAUUGGAGAUGGUUGCUCGAUACAAGGGUCUGUAGUUUGCAGUAAUGUACAGCUUCAAGAACGUGUUGUUUUGAAAGAUUGCCAGGUUGGAGCAGGUUUUGUCGUUAUUGCAGGCGGUGAGUAUAAGGGAGAGUCCUUGGCUAAGAAGGAGAAAUGAGUAAAUGGAUACUUAUUAUCUAGGAAGACAGCAAUUAGUAUUGAGGUACUUAACUGAGGUAUCUGAGUUUUUCCACAAUCCACGUGAGGGAAGAUUUUGUGGUGACUGCUGCGCUUGCAGUCAAUAUAGAGAGGGUUCUCAGUGGGAAUGAAAAUGCCAAUCUUUUGGUUCUAUUCGUCUGCUCUUUUGUUUGGCCACUUAUUCGUUCAUUGAAGUUUCCAAUAUGGUACUGAAUUUUGCAGAAAAAUUCUAGUCAAAAUAGAUUAAGAUCAGUUUUGUCAAAGUUUGUUGCUAUAAUAUAUAAUCUGUUUGUAAGGCAACUGUGAAAAGUUCUUCCUGCGCAAUUGUUGGCAAUUGCUGUGAUCUGCCCUUUUGGAAGCUGAUUUACUUUGAUA
This is a messenger RNA of Rhodamnia argentea, 1923 nucleotides long. Its product is annotated as translation initiation factor eIF-2B subunit gamma. The coding region runs from base 143 to 1528 and encodes 461 amino acids. Gene Ontology annotation, cellular component: eukaryotic translation initiation factor 2B complex; guanyl-nucleotide exchange factor complex. The transcript is spliced from 13 exons. The record is from RefSeq and is a predicted model, not a curated record. NCBI's taxonomy places the organism in Eukaryota, Viridiplantae, Streptophyta, Magnoliopsida, Myrtales, Myrtaceae. Gene Ontology annotation, molecular function: translation initiation factor activity; guanyl-nucleotide exchange factor activity. Gene Ontology annotation, biological process: cytoplasmic translational initiation; biosynthetic process.